Bursaphelenchus xylophilus (pine wood nematode) is the source of this 3312-nucleotide messenger RNA. Lineage: Eukaryota; Metazoa; Nematoda; Chromadorea; Rhabditida; Aphelenchoididae. The record is from the annotation of a GenBank genome assembly.
AUGUCGAGCGGCAAGAAAAGGAACCCACUGGGGUUGUCGCUACCGCCGACGGUUAAGGAAGAAGGCAGUGGUGCUAGUUUAUCCGACACUCCCGAGAAUAAACCCGAACUUGCCGCUCAUCUUCAAAGUUUAGUGCUGUCCGAGCCGCAAGUGGAGCGCAUGAACGAAUGGAAGGACCAGAAGAAACAGGUAGGCAUUUGAAGUGUUUUGUUCUUGGUUUUUAGGUGAAUGAACGUGGUCUGAAGUGAGAGAGAAGGUUGAUGACUAGUGUAAUAUAAAAAUGUGAAUAUUUUGGAGAUUUUCUUGGGUUUAGUAGAACAGAGAGCUGUUAUAAAGUUUAAGGAAGCUUUAGAUUGUCUUUUAAGGCGUUGAAUAGUUUUGCGGAAUAAAUUCUUCUUCCCCAUCUAGUGUAAUAUAAAAAUUGGUAAAAAAAUUAUGUUUUCCGUAAAGUGAAAAGUUGAAAUUCGUUGGUAACACAGUCUCACAGCCUCCUCUCACCUCACAAAGCAUGUCUUGGACCAGACCUCACAAGAUACGACAAUGCCGGCGGCUUCCUUCUUACCCAUGCUAAUCACCCAACGUUUUGUUGUUUUUAGGCCAGCCCGUUUGAUUUGAAGUUUCUGCGGGGUGUGAUUGAUGUGGCUUUCUAUUACUGGACGCCCAUCUGGAAACGGAUUAACUUUUUCAGCGACUCCGUAAGAGCGAAAACACAAAAACCUCUUGUCGGCGUUCUCUCUCCGGACUUUUGCUCAGUUCACUUUUAGUGUGAUUGUCGUAUCUUUUGAGUUGCAGCGUGCCUUGUGAGAGUGGCUAACCUUUUGAGGCUUACUGUUCUCCAAAUUUUGAGCCUUGGCGAAUGAUACAACGACUUUCAAAUUUUGGCUUCAUCUGAUCCUAAGAUAAUAUAAAAAGUUUUUGAUUUUGGCCUAAAAUGGGAUAAAUUUUUAUCCAGAUAUCUUCUUUAGACUGUCGUUGUAUCAUAAACUUCUUUUUUUAACCAGUUUUCCUGCUGAAACUCUCAAAUCUUAUCAAUCUUUCCAGAUUGGUGAGCUAAAAGAAGAACAACUCGAUCGGAUAUGCGAACUUGGCCAUGGGAACGGCGGAGUUGUCCACAAAAUGCGCCACAGAGAAAGUGGACUGAUCUUGGCCCGAAAAUUGGUCCAUUUGGAAGUGAAACCGUCGGUCCGAAAUCAGAUCCUCAAAGAGUUGGAAGUCCUCCACAAAUGCAAUUCCCCCUACAUUGUCGGUGAGUUUUUUUGUUUUGAAUUGUUUGUUGGAGUUUAGAAAGAAGUCAGAAAGAGUUUGGAGAUGUUUGGAGAAUUUUUCGAUCGGCUAUGAGCGAUUUGCUAUAUUAUCCAUGAUAUCAAUGACAAAAAUUUGGUUUUUUCGAGACUUUAUUAUGCCCAAUUUGAUCUCAAAAGAACUUACAUGGCAUUUUAUGACUUAUGAAGUAACUUCCGACCUGUUUCAGGGUUCUACGGUGCUUUCACGAACAACAAUGACAUAUCCAUUUGCAUGGAGUAUAUGGACGGACUGUCGCUGGACAUUGUCCUGCAAUACAAUCAACGGAUAUCCGAAAAGCGCGUGGGUCGCAUUGCCGUCGCUGUUAUCAAGGGUCUAACUUAUUUGAAGGAGGAAUUCAAUAUUCUUCAUAGAGGUGGGUACUACAAUAUAAAAAUUUGAUUUUCAUUGCGAGAACCAGUCUUGUUGACGGAAAUUGUUGGAUGACAGGAUUAUUACAGUGUUUACGAAAUUAUAAAAGCAGUUUCGAGAUAAAGAACGAAAAGAAUUGUGUUUUUUUUUUCAGUGUUUGCAAGUUUAGACCUUAUUUUAGAAAAUUUCUUUGAUUUUUGAGGAAUUUUUGUCUUCCUGAGGAUUGGAAUUUAUUUUAUUUAAUGUUUCAGACGUCAAACCUUCCAAUAUGCUAGUCAAUUCCCGAGGAGAGAUCAAAUUAUGCGACUUUGGCGUCUCUUGCAUGCUCAUCGACUCCAUGGCGAAUUCUUUCGUCGGGACUCGGUCAUAUAUGGCGGUAAGUUGAUGGAAUUGGUGUUUUUUGGAUAGCCGAGACCAUGGGCUAUAAGUUUAAACGAGAUUUGGGGUGGAUUGAUCGGAUAUUUAGGGGUUUUGAGACGUUUUUUCCAAGUGGUAUGACCUGGUCAUGGAUAAUGUAAAAAAAUGAGAUGGUAGAGAUUUUUUUGGGCAAAUUUCUCUUUGGUUGUUGCAAGUGGCAUCAAAAGAAGGUGUAUUUAACAUUUUGGAUACUUUGAGGCCCAUAGAACGGAAUGCCAAAAAUGGCGGGAAUUUGAAUUUUGAUUUUUUAAAACGAUUUUUUUGUGAAAAAAUGAGUAAUGUAAAGGAAGUUUAUCUUGUUUCCAGCCCGAACGACUCACCGGCACCCGCUACAGCAUCCAAUCCGACGUCUGGAGCUUCGGCCUUUCAUUAGUGGAACUUGUACUUGGCCGCUACCCAAUCCCCUCACCAAAUCGACACGAAUUUGCGAGAAUUUUUGGAGUUUCGCCCGACGAGGUGCGAUUUGACACUCCAAUCGAUGACGGUGGCGACGCCAGCGAAGGCCCGAAAACUAUGGCCAUUUUUGAGUUGUUGGAUUAUAUUGUGAAUAAGGUAAGCGAUUUUGAUGGCAAAAGAGGAGGAAAGUGAGGAUUUUUAGGUGAAUUGAAGUGCUGAAAGGGUCUGGAAGCUAAUUUUAGGUUGAAAUUGCGAUUUUCCCGGAAUUUUCCCUAAGGGCAUUUUGCAAAUUUUAUUUGAUUUUGGUGUUUUUAAGGUCUAGGAUUGACUCAGACGGGUUUCUAGGAGGUUUACAGACCAGGAGGACUUGAUUUUUAGCAAUUUGAGUUUUAUGCCCUCAGGACGUUUUUAAAAUUUUGAAGAAUUUUGGUAUUUUAAAGGUCUAGAAUUGACUCUGGUGGGUUCCUAGGAGGUUUGCAAACCAGGAUGACUUGAUUUUUAGCGAUUUGAACUUUAUGCCCUAAGGGAAAAUUCGAGAUUUUUUGAUUUCAGAACCCUCCCCAACUGCCCAGAGGCCUGUUCUCGGACAAUUUCAUCGACUUUGUGAACAAAUGCUUGGCCAAAAACGUCGCCGAACGCGCGAAUCUGACCGUUCUCAUCCAAGAACCCUUCUUCCGAGAGCAUGACACCCAGUCUGAUAACGGAGAAUUUGCGCAAUGGGUACAGGAAGUCAUUAGAAAGUAAGUGGAACACGUUUUGGAGGGAUUUUAGAGGAUUUUUUUUUGGAGUUUUUGAAUUUUACGUUUUUUCAGAAAAACCGAGCACGAAGCCGCCGCCGCCAACUAG